Molecule: messenger RNA, 1670 nt
Organism: Nycticebus coucang (slow loris)
Lineage: Eukaryota; Metazoa; Chordata; Mammalia; Primates; Lorisidae
Gene: CCDC183
Product: coiled-coil domain containing 183
Exons: 14
Coding region: 1-1617 (538 amino acids)
Source: RefSeq, a predicted model, not a curated record
AUGAGGGCCACCGUAAAGAGACACAGUGAGUCGGACCUGGAAGAGCAGAUGCAGGAGCUGAAGACCAUCACUCGACUUCAAGAGCAAUGUCAGAUGGUCCAGACCCAGGGGAUGAAAGAGAAGACCACCCAGAACAAGGCAACCAUGACCCUCCUGCGCAGUGACAUCCGCCGGGGUGCCCAGGACUGGGCUUUUGCCAAGAAGUACGACCAGUGGAUCAUCUCCAAGGCCUGCGGGACAGAAGUGCCCCUGAACCUGGCGCACUCCCGCAGCACCAUGGAGGUGGCUAGGGAGAAGCUCCGCAAGUACGUCUUCGACCGCGUGAAUGCGCACAACGUGCUGAUCUACCUGGUGAGGCGGCGCGGGCAGAAGUUGGAAAACAUGCAAUUGGAACUAGCUAGCCUGCGGAGCCAGCGGGACGCCACCAAAGAGGAGCAGCGGCUGCUGCAGAUCAUCCGCCAGCUGGAGAACAACAUCGAAAAGACGAUGAUGAAGAUCACCACGAGCCAGAACAUCCACCUGCUGUAUGUGGACCUGCUGGACUACCUGAAGAAAGUGUUGGUGGGAUACCCCACAGAACUAGACAAGCUACAGAAUCUUGUGGUCGAAUACUGCUCAGAGCUUUCUGAUAUGACGGUCAUGUCCCAAGAAGCUAUGAUGAUUACAGAUGAGGUCAAGAGGAACAUGAGGCAAGGGGAAGCAUCCUUCAUAGAGGAGCGCAGGGCCCGGGAGAACCGGCUCAACCAGCAGAAGAAGCUGAUAGACAAGAUACGCACAAAGGAGACCAGUGAGAAGUACCGCAGGGGCCAGACGGACUUGGACUUCCCUUCCAACCUGAUGAAUGCAGAAAUCCUGAAAGUGAGGAGAAAGGAGACCUCCGAGGUUGACAUAGAAUACCAGACAGAUGUGACGGCUUUGGUAGAGAAAGUCAAGACUGCUGUGCGAUGCUCCCACCUCUGGGACAUCGCCGGCCGAUUCCUGGCACAGAAGAACACGGAGGAAAACCUGGAGCUGCAGCUGGAGGACUGUGAGGAGCGGCGGAGGCGGCUGGAGGCCCUGACGGGCAGACUGGGGCUGGAGGAGGCCUUGCUCAAGUUCCGCCAGUUGCCCAGCUCCAUCAGCUUUAAGUCCAUAGAGAAGAAGAUGAAGGACAUGCUAAAAGAGGAAGAAGAAAGGCUCCAACUGGCCCACUCCAACAUGAACAAGAGCCAGAAGAUGCUGCUAAUCAUCCAGAUGGGCAUAGACAACCUCUACAUCCGGCUCUAUGGCGUGGCCCUGCCCUCCGCCCAGAAAGAAGAGGCGCCGCAUGACACCCUGGAUUUGUACAGCAAGCUGGCACACUGCGAAGAAAAGCUCACUUUCCUGACUGACCGCCUGCAGACGCUGUCCAGAACAGAGGAGGUCGGCACCAAGGUGAGGGACGCCCUAGAGUCCUCCACGCUGAAGGAGAAGCACAACACCAGGAUCAGCUUUGAGGACUUGGAGGACGACAUGAUCGAGACCUUCCAGUUUGCCGACGUGGACCACAGCUACGUCCCUUCGCGAGCCGAGAUCAAGAGGCAGGCCCAGCGGCUGAUUGAAGUGAAGUUCAAGGGGAGCAAGAAGAAGAAGAAGUAGCCCUGGCAGAAGUAGCCUGCUCUGCUCUGUUACACAAAUAAAUAUUUUUCCAG